GUUGUUGUUCCUCGCACAGUUGCGAGUUUUGUUUUGUCGUCGGCUUCGUGCACCAUUUAGUGACGCUUCUCGCUUCACAUUCCCAUUGAGAAAUUGGUGCGAAAAACGCUUGGAUUUUGUGUAACUCGCAUAAUACACGAAAACUAGAGGCUGCACGGCUUGCGAACUGGUUCGAAAAAGUCGGCAGUGUCCCAAGAUUCAGGCAGCAAGCGGCCGCGCGAAAAGCCAGUCGCCGAGGAUUCGUCUCGUGUCUUGUGAACAGAGAAGUGCCCGCCGCCGUGACGGGAACUCUGUGAGGCUGUUCGGCUGUGAAGUGUGAGGAUUAGUGGAGGAAUUGUGUGUGAAUCUCGCGUCAUUUUGAAUAGAUUUUAACGUGGUUUCGAGUGUUUUGUGCUUUUAAUUGGCAGACGACGACCAGCUCUUGGCUUUCAAAAUGAACGGCGCUGGCAAUGUUGAAGGGGGUGCUGGAGGCGGAGGGAAAUCCAAGGCCGGCGGAGGGGCCAUCGAGAAAAUAUAUCAAAAGAAGUCGCAACUGGAGCAUAUCCUGCUUCGUCCUGACACCUACAUCGGUAGCGUUGAACACACGAAGGAGCUGAUGUGGGUGUUCAACCAGGAAGAGAACAAGAUGGUGCAGCGCGAAAUUUCGUUUGUGCCCGGUCUGUACAAGAUCUUCGACGAAAUCCUUGUUAACGCGGCCGACAACAAGCAGCGGGACAAAAACAUGACCUGCAUCAAGGUCGACAUUGAUGCAGAGAAGAACGUGAUUUCGGUGUGGAACAACGGCCAGGGUAUCCCGGUCGUAAUGCACAAGGACGAGAAGAUGUACGUCCCAACUAUGAUCUUUGGGCACUUGCUCACCUCCUCCAACUACAACGACGAAGAGGAGAAGGUUACGGGUGGCCGGAAUGGUUACGGUGCGAAAUUGUGCAACAUCUUCAGUAGCUCGUUCACGCUUGAGACCGCGACCAGAGAGUACAGGCGGUGCUUCCGGCAGUCGUGGGGGUCGAACAUGACCAAAGCAUCUGAACCGAAAAUCAAGGACUUCCAUGGCGAUGAUUACACGAAAGUCACCUUCUCACCGGAUCUGUCCAAGUUCAAAAUGGAUCGGCUUGACGAAGACAUUGUAGAUCUGAUGUCGCGGCGAGCGUACGAUGUGGCCGCGUCCACGCGGGGUGUCUCUGUCUUCCUGAACGGCAAGAAGUUGCCAGUGAAGAGCUUCAAGGACUACAUUGACUUCUACCUGAAGGAUUUCCGUGACGAUACUGGCAAUCCAUUGAAGGUAGCUUACGAAAACGUGAAUGAACGUUGGGAAGUCGCAGUGGCACCAUCGGACCGGGGCUUCCAACAAGUGUCCUUUGUAAAUUCCAUCGCGACAACCAAGGGCGGUCGGCAUGUCGAUCAUGUUGUUGACAACAUCGUUAAACAACUGAUAGAAGUGUUAAAUAAGAAGAACAAGGGCGGCAUCGCCAUCAGACCGUUCCAAGUGCGCAAUCACAUCUGGAUCUUCGUCAAUUGCUUGAUUGUUAACCCGACCUUCGACUCGCAAACCAAGGAAAACAUGACCCUACAGGCCAAGAGUUUCGGGUCUAAAUGCACUUUUACCGAUAAAUUCAUCACGUCCAUAUCCAGGUGCGGCAUUGUGGAAUCCGUCCUGACGUGGGCGAAAUUCAAAGCUCAGAACGAUCUGGCCAAAACGAGCGGAAAGAAGAAGGUGAACAUCAAGGGAAUACCCAAGCUGGAGGAUGCCAACGAGGCGGGAAGCAGAGAAUCACAUUUGUGCACGCUAAUCCUGACUGAGGGAGAUUCAGCCAAGUCGUUGGCGGUGUCCGGGCUGGGAGUGGUUGGUCGCGAUCACUACGGAGUGUUCCCACUGCGUGGUAAGCUUCUGAACGUGCGUGAAGCUACACACAAACAGAUCCUGGAAAAUGCUGAAAUCGACAAUUUAAUCAAAAUCAUUGGCCUGCAAUACAAGAAAAAAUAUUUAACCGUUGACGACCUAAAAACUCUUCGUUACGGCCAUGUCAUGAUCAUGACUGAUCAGGAUCAGGACGGCUCCCAUAUCAAAGGUCUACUCAUCAACUUCAUCCACACAAACUGGCCGGAACUGCUACGCCUACCGUUCUUGGAGGAGUUCAUCACCCCCAUCGUAAAGGCCACAAAGCGAGGCGAAUCACUCAGUUUUUACUCACUACCAGAAUUCGAGGAGUGGAAGAACGACACGCCAAAUCAUAGCACCUACAAUAUAAAGUACUACAAAGGUUUGGGUACUUCGACCUCAGCUGAGGCGAAAGAAUACUUCCAAAACAUGGAAAGACAUAGGAUCACGUUCAAGUACGACGGCCCCCAGGACGAUGAGAACAUUGUGAUGGCGUUCGCUAAGAAAGCUGUCGAUCAGCGAAAAGACUGGCUGACGAAGCACAUGGACGAAUGCAAACGAAGGAAACUGCUAGGACUUCCCGAGAAAUAUCUCUACACGAAAACUACGAAACAUGUCUCCUACUCUGAGUUCGUGAAUUUGGAGUUGGUCCUUUUCUCGAACGCUGACAAUAUCCGUUCGAUCCCGUCCAUGGUAGAUGGUUUCAAGCCAGGUCAACGUAAAGUCAUGUUCACCUGCUUCAAACGUAACGACAAACGGGAAGUGAAGGUCGCUCAGUUGGCAGGUUCCGUAGCCGAGAUGUCGGCAUACCAUCACGGUGAAGUGUCACUGUGCGCGACCAUUGUCAACUUGGCCCAGAACUUUGUAGGCGCGAAUAACAUAAAUUUGCUGGAGCCGCGUGGUCAGUUCGGCACGAGGUUGGCUGGCGGAAAGGACAGUGCCAGUCCUCGUUAUAUUUUCACUUUGAUGUCGCCGUUGACUCGUUUGAUCUUCCACCCGCAAGACGAUCCUCUACUCCAGUACGAAUUCGAGGAUAAUCAGAAGAUUGAGCCUGCUUGGUACAUUCCGAUCAUUCCAAUGGUUCUGGUGAAUGGAGCCGAAGGCAUUGGCACUGGUUGGGCGACCAAGGUUCCAAACUACAACCCCCGCGACUUGGUAAAGAACAUCAGGCUAUUAAUUUCCAACGAAGAGCCAGCUUCGUUACAUCCAUGGUACAAGAAUUUCAAAGGAUCAAUUGAUUACGUAACUGAAGGCAAAUAUUUGUCGAAUGGAAACGUUGCAAUCAUUGGCGACAAUAAAAUCGAAAUCACCGAACUGCCAGUGGGCACAUGGACGCAGACUUACAAAGAAAACGUUUUGGAGACGUUACUUCACGGAAACGAAAAGGUGAAACCCAUAAUCUCGGACUAUAAGGAGUACCACACCGACACGACUGUUCGAUUCGUGGUAUCUUUUGCUCCUGGUGAAUUUGAUCGCCUUCAACAAGAGGAGGGUGGUUUCCAUCGAGUUUUCAAGCUGACCAGUUCGAUUUCCACGGGCCAAAUGCACGCUUUCGAUCCUGCUGGUUGUCUGAAACGAUACAACACAGCAAAUGAGAUCCUAAAAGAAUAUUACGAACUCCGCUUGGACUAUUAUACCAAGCGAAAGAACUAUUUGGAAGGACAACUUCAAGCGCAAGCUGAUCGUCUCAGUGACCAGGCUCGGUUCAUCCUUGAAAAGUGCGAGAGGACGAUUACCGUUGAGAACAAGAAGCGCAAAGUAAUGAUUGAUGAACUUAUUAAACGAGGAUACCGUCCAGAUCCCGUGAAAGAAUGGCAAAGACGUAUCAAAAUGGAGGACGAUGAACCUGCUGAAGAGGAUGAGGAGGCGGAAGAAGAGGCUAGCACGAGCGCAGUGAAGAAAGAGAAGCCAGUAGAUCCUGAGAAGGCAUUCCAGAGGUUAACAGACGUGAAGAAAUUCGAUUAUCUCCUGGGUAUGUCAAUGUGGAUGUUGACGGAGGAAAGAAAGAAUGAGUUGUUGAAACAGCGUGACCAGAAACUCGCUGAGCUUGCUUCAUUGAAAGCAAAAACAAUUCAGAAUUUAUGGUUAGACGACUUGGAUGAAUUCGAGAAGAAACUCAAUGAAGUUGAAGAGAAAGAACGUCUCGAAGAACUUGGUUUGAACAAGAAGACAGCAAAGUCAAUGGCGGCCAAAGGCAAGGGAAUGGGAAAACGUAAGUCAGCGGCUAGCGGUAAUGAAAUCUACCCCUCACCGCAGGGUAUCAAAGUGGAGUUCAAAGUGACAGACGAUAUUGUCAAAAAAAUUGAAAAGGCCGCGGCUGCUGCUAAGAAAGUUCCUGGUCCGAAAAAGGAGAAGGUUGAUAAGACUAAAGGUGCCGGUGGUGAUGCAGAAAUUGACGAAUUUGACAAAUUGGUUGAAGGUGGUGCUGAUGGGUCGCCUACAGCUCUUAAGAUCAAGAAAGAGAAGGUAAAGAAGGAGCCCGCUGAAGGUGGUCCAAAGAAACGCGGUAAGAAGGCAGCAGCAGGUGGUGGGGAAGAUGGAAUGAAACAAACAAAAUUGAAUUUUGAAAAGAAACAGAAGGAAGUAGAGGAAGUCAUUCUACCACGAGAGCGACCUGGGCGUAGAGCAGCAUCAAAGAAAAUCGAUUACAAGGCACUACUCUCGGAUGAUAGCGAACCUGAAGUCGGCACCCCCGUUCAAUUUGGUUCUGACGAUGAAAUGUUCGACAAUACGGCGAUUAAAGAAGCUGAUCAUAUAGUUGACACUUUGUCCGAUAACGGCAGUGAUAUUGAAACUCCCGCUGUGAAAAUAGACGAUUCAGAAGCGGAUUCUUCUCCAAUCAAGAAAAAACCAACAAAAACAAAACCAUCAGCUAAUGGUAGUGCGAAAAAACCAGCACCCAAGAGGCCCCGAAAGAAGGCAGUAUCAGAGAGUAGUUCUGAUGACGAUUUUUUCAAGAAGCGCAAAGCAGUGUAAGGAUUUUAGAAUUUUUUAGUACGUGAUCAAAGAAGCGUAAACAAGUGAGCGACAGCGACUCAGACUUUGACUUGGCCGACUAAGAAUCCGGCAAGGAUUAAUUAAAUAAACUUAUCAUUUACAAUUUAAAUAUUGGGAAAUCUAAGAAAGUAUUUUAGCUAAAGUAAAUUAAACCAAUAUACAUCUAAAAUAAAAUAGAAACGUUAGAUUUAGUGAAUUAGAAACGGAAGGGGAGGAGAAACAAUAUGAAUUAGAGGCACAAAAAGAAGGAGCGAGAAAACGUGGAAAAGUUUUCAUUGAAUUCAUGGUAUCUGAAAAGCACAUUUACUUGUUACUUUGUAUUGUCCUUUGAAUCAUAAUUGAAAAGAAAAUAAUAAUAUUGUGUUUGUAAGAGUACAAAAUUGUGUAAAAGUCUUAAAAUUCAAAAGCUGACGACGUAUUAAUCCAUUGUGAAAAUUUAGGGAAAUCAUUUCGAAUGUACAAUUGUAGAGUUUUCAACUCCGAUACAAACACAGAAAUUUCUUCUUCUCCGCUACGAGUGGAAAAGACGAGAAGAGGGCUAGAAACAAUAUUCCGAGUAAUUUCAGAAGAACAGUUGAUGUUUAAGUUUCAAUAAUUAUUUUACUCGUAUUUAUAUGUUUUUAAGUUAUUUUAUAGCUUAAGAUAGAUGUAACAGAAUCGGUCGAUUUUCCAAUUGGUUCAUGUUCGAAAGUUCUAUAUUCUCUCGCUUUAUUUUAUAAGAUCGCAACAACUCAAAUCAUAUCCAGAAAAGAAUUUUGGAUAAUUAUAUCCUCAUUCGAUUGUUUCAAGAGUCUUUUAGAACGAGCCUAAUUGCAGGACCAUGUUAACUUGUUGUUGUGUCGAAUACAGUAAUAUCGCUCCAAACCAUUUUCGGUACAAAGCACUUGCUAUUUACGUGCUCCGUUUUAUUCAAUAUAAUUUUCAAUACCAAGUUUUAAUUCAAUACACAACUAAACCUAAUUAGGGAACUCAAUCAAAUUUUUAGGAAAAUUAAAGGCAAAAAUGGAAACAGCACCACCUGUUGAAAUUCAUUGACUUCUUCCUGAGAGGAUGAAUAAGUGAUGAUGACGGAGGGAGCUGGUUUUUAUCUUAUUUUUACGUAAAUCGCAUGAUCUUACAUAUAAAGUCCCGAAGUACGUGUUCCCUUUCGCAAGUCCGAAGUAGGUGUUCCCUUUUGCAUAUACAGAAAUCCAUUCGUUUAUAACUUAAAUCAUAGAUGUAGUUGUAUCCGUAUAUCCACUCAGUUCUCUGAAAUUCAUGUAAAUAUUGGGGAAAAUAUGUGAGUAAUAUUUUAAUUCACAAACAUUUCUUGUAGUUUAGUUUUUAUAAUAUGUAAUAUUAAAAACAAUGUGUACAACUUUU
Molecule: messenger RNA, 6235 nt
Organism: Hermetia illucens (black soldier fly)
Lineage: Eukaryota; Metazoa; Arthropoda; Insecta; Diptera; Stratiomyidae
Gene: Top2
Product: DNA topoisomerase 2
Exons: 6
Coding region: 434-4852 (1472 amino acids)
Biological process (GO): resolution of meiotic recombination intermediates; DNA topological change; sister chromatid segregation
Cellular component (GO): nucleus
Molecular function (GO): DNA topoisomerase type II (double strand cut, ATP-hydrolyzing) activity; DNA binding; ATP binding
Source: RefSeq, a predicted model, not a curated record